CGGAGCCCGGCAUGGGGGGGCCGGCGUCCGGCAGGCCAGUGGAUCCGGGACCCAGGGAGGGCCGUCCUCCGGGCCUGGUGGCUCUAAGCAGGGCCCCCCAGCCCCCACCUCCUACUUCACGACAUGAACCUUCUCUACCGAAACACCAAGCUGGAGUGGAGGCAGCACAAGGAGGAGGAGGCCAACAGGAGCUCCAGUAAGGAGGUGGCUCCUGCAGGCUCGGUAGGGCCCGGGGCUGGCCCAGGGCCCGGGGUCCGUGUGCGGGACAUCGCCUCUCUGCGCCGCUCCCUCAGGAUGGGCUUCAUGACUAUGCCCGCCUCCCAGGAGCACACCCCCCACCCCUGCCGCAGCGCCAUGGCCCCUCGAUCCCUCUCCUGCCACUCGGUGGGCAGCAUGGACAGUGUGGGGGGUGGUCCUGGGGGAGGAGGUGGGGGUCUCACUGAGGACAGCAGCACACGAAGACCCCCGGCCAAGCCCCGGAGACACCCCAGCACCAAGCUCAGCAUGGCAGGGUCCGGGGCAGAGACGCCCCCUAGCAAGAAGGCAGGCUCCCAGAAGCCAGCCCCAGAGGGCCGAGAGUCUAGCCGGAAGGUUCCUCCACAGAAGCCCAGGCGAAGCCCCAACACCCAGCUCUCUGUCUCCUUCGAUGAGUCCUGCCCCCCAGCUCCCUCUCCCCGAGGGGGAAACUUGCCCCUUCAGCGCCUCAGUAGAGGGUCCUGCAUCGCUGGGGACCCUGAGGUGGGUUCCCAAGAAGAGGAGCCAGUGUACAUUGAGAUGGUGGGGGACGUCUUCAGGGGAGGAGGGAGAUGUGGAGGGGGCCUGACUGGGCCCCCUCUUGGGGGUGGGGGUCCGACCCCUCCAGCUGGCGCUGACUCAGACUCGGAAGAGAGUGAGGCCAUAUACGAGGAGAUGAAAUAUCCGCUGCUCGAGGAGGCAGGGGAAGGCCGGGCCAAUGGGCCCCCUUCGCUGACCAUCGCCUCCUCGCAACACCAGCCUCAUGCCCUCCAGCCCCACACCCACCAUCGUCCAGCCUCCGCCCUCCCAAGCCGGAGGGACGGGACCCCCACCAAGACCACUCCUUGUGAAAUCCCCCCGCCCUUCCCUAACCUCCUUCAGCAUCGCCCUCCACUUCUGGCCUUCCCCCAAGCCAAGCCCGCUUCCCGAACCCCUGGCGAUGGGGUCUCAAGGCUACCAGUCCUCUGCCACUCCAAGGAGCCAGUGGGCUCUACCCCAGCUCCCCAAGUGCCUGCCCGAGAGCGGGAGACGCCUCCCCUACCACCGCCGCCUCCUGCUGCCAACUUGCUGCUGCUGGGACCCUCGGGCCGGGCCCGGAGCCACUCAACACCGCUGCCACCCCAGGGCUCUGGCCAGCCCCGGGGAGAGCGGGAGCUCCCCAACUCCCACAGCAUGAUCUGCCCCAAGGCGGCAGGGGCGCCGGCAGCCCCUCCUGCCCCAGCCACCUUGCUCCCUGGCCCCCCCAAGGACAAGGCCGUGUCUUACACCAUGGUGUACUCAGCAGUCAAGGUGACCACCCACUCCGUCCUGCCAGCUGGGCCUCCCUUGGGUGCUGGGGAGCCCAAGACAGAGAAGGAGAUCUCGGUCCUCCAUGGGAUGCUGUGCACCAGCUCGAGGCCCCCCUUACCUGGGAAGUCCAGCCCCCACAGCGGAGCCAUGGGCACAGCAGCUGGGGUUCUCCAUCACCGAGGCUGCCUGGCCUCCCCACACAGCCUUCCGGACCCAACUGCAGGCCCCCUAACCCCCCUCUGGACCUACCCAGCCUCCGCAGCUGGGCUUAAGAGACCCCCUGCCUAUGAAAGCCUCAAGGCUGGGGGGGUGCUGAAUAAGGGCUGUGGAAUGGGGGGCCCAUCCCCCCUGGUCAAGAUCCAGCUGCAAGAGCAAGGGACUGAUGGGGGUGCCUUUGCCAGUAUUUCCUGUGCCCACGUCAUCGCCAGUGCAGGGACACCAGAAGAAGAGGAGAUGGGCGCAGCGGCAUUUGGGGCAGGCUGGGCUCUGCAGCGGAAGGUCCUGUAUGGAGGAAGGAAGGCAAAAGAACUGGACAAGGCUGAGGAGAGUGCCCGGGCCUGGAACGGCAGCACCGAGGGUCCAGCCAAGGCGGAGCGCGAGGACAGGGGUCCUGUGGCAUCAGGGAUCCCAGUGAGGAGCCAGGGGGCAGAGGGCCUGCUGGCCAGGAUCCACCACGGAGGAGACCGAGGAGGGAGUCGCACGGCGCUGCCCACACCCUGCCAGACCUUCCCGGCCUGCCACCGAAACGGAGACUUCACCGGAGGCUACCGCCUGGGGCGCUCUGCCUCCACCUCGGGAGUCCGGCAGGCCGUGUUCCACACCCCCAGACCCUGCAGUCAGCCCCGGGAUGUUCCCAGCCAGACCCACCCUGCACUGCCGCUGCCUCUGCCCCUGCCGCCCCAGCCGGCCCGCGAGCGCGACGGCAAGCUGCUGGAGGUGAUCGAGCGCAAACGCUGCGUGUGCAAGGAGAUCAAGGCGCGCCACCGGCCCGACCGGGGCCUCUGCAAGCAGGAGAGCAUGCCCAUCCUCCCCAGCUGGCGGCGGGGGCCCGAGCCCCGAAAGUCCGGCACCCCGCCCUGCCGCCGGCAGCACACCGUCCUCUGGGACACUGCCAUCUGAGGAGGGCGGGAGCCGGGGCAGCAGGACUGGGGAGCAGGGCAGGGCUCUCCGAGAGACUUGCCUUGAAUGAGGGACCCUGGAAGGACCAGGUGAGAGAGAGCCACCCCGGCCCUUCAUCCCAACCCCUGGAGGCGGGGAGUCUGCCAGGCCCAGCGGGCUGGGGGCACUAGCAGUACCCACAGACAUUUGGGGGAGGCGGAGGGUUUGCUUGAAGUUGGGAGUGAGGCUCUCGCUGCUCUUCCCACUCAGCGUGGUAGACCCCUCCCGAGAGAGCAAAGGCCAAGCCAGAGGUCAGCAUGGGGGUGGAGGGAAGGGUUAGGGAGGAAGGGGACGGGCCGAUUGAAGGAGGGACUGGAGAGUGAGAGGUGAAGGAGCUCUUAUAGAGUCGGGAAUUGGGGAGGGCAUAUUUAUUUUAUUUAUUUUAGUCUAGAGGGCAAUUCUGCCACCCCCCCUCCCCCAAGCAGGGAGUGGGGAGUCGAGAGCAGUUAAAGGAAAGCACGUUUGCACUCUCCCCAACGCCUAAAGGCCCCACAAUCCAGGCCUGCCCCAAAGCUAGGGGUUGGUCUGGAGGGCAGCAGACUCAUUUACAGUAUUUACAAGUCGCCAGAAUUUGGUAGGGAGCUGGCCUGUUCUGAAACAGGCAUCUUCUUUAGCUCUGGAGUGAGGGUCUGGCACCAGGGAUGGGUGGGAUGAUGG
This is a messenger RNA of Myotis lucifugus (little brown bat), 3339 nucleotides long. RefSeq names its product neuronal tyrosine phosphorylated phosphoinositide-3-kinase adaptor 1 (gene NYAP1). The record is from RefSeq and is a predicted model, not a curated record. Lineage: Eukaryota; Metazoa; Chordata; Mammalia; Chiroptera; Vespertilionidae. Gene Ontology annotation, biological process: neuron projection morphogenesis; phosphatidylinositol 3-kinase/protein kinase B signal transduction.